AGUGUUAAAUUAAAAUUGUAAUGAUUGAUUUUAGUCCUCUUCUAAAAAAAGCUGAACACGGUGCACCAAUUACGAGCAACAACAAAUACGAUUUAUUGUUCGGCGUGACAACGAGUGAAGCUUUAUGGAAAUUUGCGGAAAAAGAUGUUUUGCAAGGUUUCGAGGGAGAAAGAAGAGAUAGAAUCAUCCGCACAUAUGUGAGAAACGCCUACGUGUAUCAUCUCACUGAAAUAUUUUAUACGGUGGUGAACGAAUACACAGACUGGGAGCGAACGGUUCAGCAUCCCGUCAACACGAAGGAUGCGUGUGUACAGGCGUUGAGCGACGCACAGUUUGUGGCGCCGCUCGUACAAACCGGGGAUCUCUUCACCCUGAGACACACGAAGAAACCGAACAACCCUCACAUUGCACCGAUUCUCGACAGCGAGGAGGAACCCAUGCCCAAGACUUACUUUUAUGUGUUCGACUAUCAGAUGAAGGACGGCGAUUAUCCUCAGAAGAUGGGCUCGGUGCAUGGCGAAGAGCUUCCGUUCGUCUUUGGAGCACCAUUGUGGGUGGAAGGAUUUGGCCAUUUUCCGAAAAACUACACAAGACUGGAAAUGGCACUCUCGGAAAGUAUUAUGCAGUAUUUUGCGAACUUUGUGAAAACUGGGUAAGUGGAUUAUAUAAAAUUCCAUCACAUAAUCUAAUUAAUAGAGGUUAGAAAGGGGUUAAAAUUUAAAGAAAAAAUUAAAAAUAAAAAUGAUAAUAUUCGGAGAUUUUAAUAAUUUAAUAUUGCGGUAAUUGAACAAAUAUUCCAAAUGAUGACAAUUUUGUUUCUGGAACAACAUCACACACUUUUUCCAAUAAUCCGAACUUUUAUACUUAUCCUAAAAGCGAACUUUAAUUUCCACUUGCAAGCAUUAUUGAAAUCCUUUCUUUUUUCUUUGAAUUAUUCGCCGUACUUUGCACGCACCACUUGCGGAAUCAAUUUGUGAUGGGAAAAAAACGAUCGAAAAGUCCAAUUUUCCAUAUUCAUGAAUGAGCCACGCAGAUAGCUUGCCUAAUAGAAGUGUGAAAAAAGAAGGAACAUGUCAUGAACGUCACAGAAAAGUGGUCACGUUUGGUCAACAAAUCAGAGUAAAAAUUCUUUUUUAUAUCAAUAU
Messenger RNA from Pogonomyrmex barbatus (red harvester ant), 1145 nucleotides. It is a transcript of the gene NLG-4, whose product is annotated as neuroligin 4. The record is from RefSeq and is a predicted model, not a curated record. Lineage: Eukaryota; Metazoa; Arthropoda; Insecta; Hymenoptera; Formicidae.